This is a messenger RNA of Mytilus californianus (California mussel), 2837 nucleotides long. RefSeq lists its product as uncharacterized. The coding region runs from base 157 to 2820 and encodes 887 amino acids. The transcript is spliced from 5 exons. Gene Ontology annotation, molecular function: protein binding. NCBI's taxonomy places the organism in Eukaryota, Metazoa, Mollusca, Bivalvia, Mytilida, Mytilidae. The record is from RefSeq and is a predicted model, not a curated record.
UUCCUAGUAAACUCCACUUAACUUUAACUUCCUGAUAAGUUUUUGGCUCAUAUGUUGAAGAAAACUUUUAUUUUGUGAACUUUAAAAGAAACAAGGAGUACAUGAACCAUAAAGUUACAAUGCUAUAGGUUUCUGUUGUAAAACGUAUCAGAAAUCAUGGCAUCUCUUUCUGAAGAAGAGGAGAAUUAUGUCCGAUUAGCAUUGCUAUUGAAAGGAGUGACACCUAGAGUAGUCCGUACUUUUUUUGACAGAGAAUUUCCACCUGCGUCUCUACCCUCAACAUUAAGUACAGGCCACAAUACUCUUUUGGACUUAAAAGUAAAGAGAAUCAUAAAUCAGGCUCAGUGGAAUAUUUUGAUUCCAAGAAAUGGAGUUCCGGAUUCCAAAACAUUUGAUGUAACGUUGAUGAUCUGUUUGAUCAGAAACUUAUCAUCUAUGAAUCCUCCAGUCAAGGGAUUUGACAGCCUACCACUGCCAUGGGAGAUAACUCCAGGUGCUGAUCUAGCCAGGAUAAAAUGUUACAGGAAUAAACUAGCUCAUCAUGAUAGUAAUACAAUAGACACUGCUUAUUUUAAUACAGCAUGGAAAGAUAUAUCAGAUGCUGUUAGUCGACUGGGAGGUAAAACAAUGUAUCAAGAGUGUCAAGAAUUAAAGAGAAAAAUCUUAGACCAGUCUAAUCAGGAAAUUAUAUUGGAAAUCAAACAAUCACUGGAAGAGAUGAAACAACUGAAACUAACAAUGGACAAUUUGGCAAUGGAACACUCUAGAAGGACAGAAAAUCUUAGAGAGUUACAAUCUUCCCACAGUACUUUACAGACAUCCCACAGAACUUUACAGACUUCACACAAUACUUUACAGACAUCCCACAGUAUUUUACAGACUUCCAACAGUACUUUACAAACAGAAUAUUCAAACGUUAUGGAAAUUUUAAAAGAUCCAAUACCAUGGAACAUCAAAGAGCUAAUAGAAAAACAAAUAGAAGACUGGGAAGAGAAGGAUAAAAUGUUCGUGUCUACACGAGCCAGUGAUUACGUCCUGGAACGUUUACAUGACAACAGUUGCUUGACUCUAACCGCCCCAUCAGGAGUUGGAAAAUCAUUUAUUGCAAGACAUGCAGCACUUCUUUUAAAGAAAGAAGGAUACAAUAUAAUACCCUUGUACUCACCCACAGACAUUAGAACUUAUUAUCAGCCUGGUAAAUAUACAGUCUUCAUUGUAGAUGAUAUUUGUGGAAAUUUCACGGCAAAUCAACAACAGAUUGAAAACUGGCAACAACUGUUACCUGUGAUUAACACAAUUAUUGCAGACAAAUGUUGUAAGAUUAUUGUAUCUUGUAGAUUACAAGUAUAUAAAGAUGAUAAGUUUAAUAUAUUGUUACCUUUUAAAUUCUGUGAAUGUAACUUAAUAUCAGAUAAGUUACGUCUAACGUAUGUUGAGAAAACAAACAUAGCAAAAACCUAUAUUGGUACAAGCAUGACAAAUAUGGAUGAUUUAUCUUCUAAAUGUUAUUUUUUCCCACUCUUAUGUUCUUUAUAUCACGAAAAAGAAGGUGUAGAUGUCAAAGAAUAUUUCAAAAAUCCUUUUGAUAUCUAUAAAAGUGAGCUAGACAGGUUAAGUGAGCAUGGUGAUGAAGGAAACUACAAAAUAUGUAGUCUUGCUUUAUGUGUUCUCCUAAAUAAUCACCUUGAAGAAAAAUGGUUCUUAGGUAAAGUAACAAAGAGGCAAAAACAGAUCAUAAAAGACACAUAUAAUGCUUGUGGAUUGGACAGAAGAAUAUCCAAGAUAAAACUGCAACAUGCCCUUGACACCCUAGAUGGUACAUUUAUAUGUAAACAGAAUGGUAUUUAUAGAACUGUACAUGAUAAACUAUUUGACUUCCUUGCUCAUUACUUCGGUCAGAAAAUGAUUGAAUGUUUAAUAGAUCAUGGUGAUAGUGGUUUAGUACAUGAACGUUUUAUUUGUCAGAAAUCACCAGAUGAACAGAAAGUUUACAUAGAAUUCAUUAUAGAAAUCCCGGAUGAUUAUUUAGAAUUAUAUAUAGGAAGGCUUAUAAAAGACUGGUCUUCAGGAAAUGUGACAGUUGUGUUUAAAAACAAUAAUAUUAAGGUUUCAUCAUUUGAAAGACAGUUAUUACAGUACUUACUACGACUGGACAAAUCAGAACAAGUAACUUUAGCCAACACCAAGGAUACAGUGAUACCAAAGGCGGAGUAUGGAUCAGGUAAUACUCCACUUAUAAGGGCUUGUUAUGGUGGUUAUACUGAUAUGGUACAGUGGUUGUUACAUAAUGAUGUGGAUGUUGAUCAGUGUACAGAUAAUGGGGUUACUGGACUUCACAUGGCAAGUCAGGGAGGAUAUACUGAUAUAGUAAAGCUACUGUUAGAAAAGGAUCCUAAUAUUGAUCUAUGUAACCAGGAUGGCAUGAGUGCUCUCUACCAGGCAAGUCGGAGAGGACAUACUGAUAUAGUCAAGUUACUGUUAGAGAAAGAUCCUAAUGUUGAUCUGUGUAACAAUGAUGGUUGUAGUCCUCUGAAUGCAGCAAGUCACCAUGGACAUACUGAUACUGUAAAGUUACUGUUAGAGAAGGAUCCCAAUGUUGAUCUAUGUAAAAAUGAUUGCUGUAGUCCAUUGUACAUGGCAAGUUAUGAAGGACAUACUGAUAUAGUAAAGUUACUGUUAGUUAAGGAUCCUAAUGUAGAUCUAUGUAAGAAGGAUGGAGUAAGUCCUCUGUUGAUGGCAAGCCACCAAAGACAUACUGAUAUAGUAAAGUUACUGUUAGAGAUGGAUCCUAAUGUUGAUCUAUGUAACAAGGAUGGAUGAAGUCCUCUGUAUAUAGC